AUGUAUUUACUUUUAGGACCACCAGGAGUAGGAAAAACUUAUAUUAGUGAAAUGUUAGCCGAAGCCAUGAACCGACCGAUUGAAGAAAUAAGCAUGAAUGGGAAAAAAGACCCUAACAUUUUCUUUGGAGUUCCCCAAGAAUGGGCUGGGGCAGGAGUAGGAGAAAUCUUAAAAGCCAUGGUGAAACAUAAAGACCGAGCUCCCGUAAUCUUAUUGGAUGAGUUUGAAAAAUGUGAUAAACAAGUUCAACAAGUAUUAGGUAAUUUAACCGAUGAAACCAUCAAUAAAAAAUUUAAAGAUGUCUUUUUUGAUUUUCCCGUGCCGAUAAAUGAAGUAAUAUUUUUCUGCACGGCUAAUUUCCCCGAAGAUAUUGAGGGGUUUUUACUGAGUAGAUUGACCCGAGUAAAAAUUGAACCCUUAACCUUUAAUGAGAGAAUAGAAGUAGCCCAAGGGUUAAUUGAUUACAAUUUUGCUAAAUAUGAGAUAAGCCAUUUAAAAGAUAACUUUGAUUUAGAUUUAAUUAAAAAAUGCUUAUGUAAAGAAUGA
Messenger RNA from Paraglomus brasilianum, 546 nucleotides. The record is from the annotation of a GenBank genome assembly. Lineage: Eukaryota; Fungi; Glomeromycota; Glomeromycetes; Paraglomerales; Paraglomeraceae.